Formica exsecta is the source of this 2191-nucleotide messenger RNA. RefSeq lists its product as uncharacterized. The record is from RefSeq and is a predicted model, not a curated record. The transcript is spliced from 5 exons. The coding region runs from base 297 to 995 and encodes 232 amino acids. NCBI's taxonomy places the organism in Eukaryota, Metazoa, Arthropoda, Insecta, Hymenoptera, Formicidae.
CGGUCGUCAGGGAUUCGCAGAGGUCAUCGGAAGUAUCAUUUCUCAACCUCUCGAAAAAAAAAUUUUUGCGAAAAAUUAGUAGCAUUUUACCAUCACUUUGAUGACGCAACGACUAGCUUAAUGAUGGUUAUUUGUUGUAUUCGAGCUGGCAAAGUGCACGCUCUACAAGCAUAGAAGCGCGGAUCCGAUAAAGAUCAAGAAUGCAUCCCCGGCGGCAGCGUUAAUUAGCAGGCCGUGGAGCUUUAUCUCUAAUUAACACACGGACAUACGAACACGAGGGUGAUGACAGCGACGUGAUGCAAAUAGACGGUGGUUUGGCAGGUUUGCUGGCGAGCAUCGGUUUGCUAGUGGCCAGUGUAGCGGAGCUAUUGGUAUCCGGUUAUAACUGUUUGACCUUGACACCAAAAUUGUGCGGCUGUCUGCGAACCAGCGUUACGGACGAGACGGUGAGCGAUGGUCACUUAAAGACUCGCAAUAUGGUUCAUCAGUGGGUCAUCGCGCAGAAUCACGUGCCCACCAAGAACCAGCAGCCACCGAUCUAUGUGGUGCAGCCGAUGCCGAUGCCGAUGCAUCCGAUGAUUCAGCCACCCUACGGUAUGCCACCACCAGCACCAGGAAAAUUUCCGCUUAGAGCAUUCGUACCUACUGGAUCUCUUUCGAUCUCUACACCGACAACGUACGGCGCCUUGCCUGUGUUGUCCCAUAUGCCUCCGUAUGUUGGACGACCGCCAUCUCAAAUGUUGCGAACAAAACAAAAACGGCAGCCGCUCGCGGAUCAGGAAGAACUGGAAAUAAAGAGACAAAUUGAGAUUAAGAAUGAAUCUUUGAAGAGGAUGUCGUCGAUCGGCGAGAGUCAAAUGGAUCUGGCGCAAACUUACACGGGAUUGGACAAGAGAAUUUCCGAGGAAUUUAUUUCGAUCGCGAUGGAUCCAGAUAGAAAAUCGAAGACUUCCAGUCAUUACGGCAGCGAAAUCGGAACUGCAAAAACUUUUUAAUGACUUUUUACAGUAAUAAUAAAGGGCGUUUAGUGCAAAAAUGAAAAAAAUAUUUAUUUAUGAAAUCUACUAUACAUACGGUUUUUUUUGUACUUAAAAUAUACUAUACUACAUUAUAGAUUUACAUCGUUCUCUCUCAUGCACUGAAUUAUUCAAUUUCGAGUAACAUUAAACGUUCAUUUAUUGAGAGCAUGAUGUCUUGUUACAUUUAUCAUAGGUUUUUUUGAGACCUUCGCAAAAUGCAAUUUCGAAAUGCGAGACGAUUAUCAAACCGUAAUUAUCAAACCGCUAUUAUGUUGUUAAUUAAUAUAAUCUUUAUUCGCACAUUUUUACUAAUGUCUGAAGAAUGCCAAUAUUUGUAACAUAUGUACAUCAAGUUUCAUCUCAGCAUUAAAUGUAAUUAAGUAUGCGGAGGAAGAUUAUGAAUGACUCUUAUACUAAUAGAAUGCUAAGAUGCCCAUUAUAUUGCUAGCAUAAUUCAAUAAUUUUGUUAUUUCAUGAUUAAUUAUUGUUUGCAUUAUGAAAGUUUCAAAUUUUAUCACGUAAUUUUAUACACACACAAAAUCGACAUAUUAAGAAUAAUUAACUUAACCAGUUCACUGGUAAUAACUCAUACAUGAGCACCAUGAAUAGCUCUGCCAAUUUUUAACGGAUUUGCAUUAAAUUUGAUAUACCCAUGUUUUUUGGGUCGAUGACUAUGAAUCCGGAGUCAAAUUUGAGAAAUUCAUAAUGGCGGAUCCAAUAUGGCGGCUAUCAUCAUCAUAUGGAUAUCAUCAUCAUCAUAUAUAUAUAUAUAUAUAUGUGUGUGUGUGUGUGUGUGUGUGUAUAUAUUAUUACAUAUAUAAUUAGUACAUAUAUUUAUUACAAUUUAUUUAUUUAUAUACAUUCCCAAUUGUUUGCUAAAGCAUUUGAUAUUUCAGUUUUGAUAAGAUAUAAACUUUUAUAGUGUAUUUUGAUUUUUAAACUAGCUAUUACGUUAUAUAGGCUGCGUUCCGAUAUUCAUUGCUAGUACUAAAAAUCUAUAAUUUACAUCAUGUACAUUAUACAUAGAUUUUUAGUAUUGGCAGUGAAUAUUGGAAUGGAAUCAUAAUCAUGACUUUUUUAUUUAUCCAGAUUUCUAAGUUAAUUUAACCAUAAUUUGUAUAUGUAAUUUUUGUUAUAUAUUAAUACAAAAUAAACUUUUUAUCUGAAACUAA